Nematolebias whitei (Rio pearlfish) is the source of this 711-nucleotide messenger RNA. RefSeq names its product diphthamide biosynthesis 3 (gene dph3). Gene Ontology annotation, molecular function: metal ion binding. The transcript is spliced from 3 exons. The coding region runs from base 22 to 273 and encodes 83 amino acids. Lineage: Eukaryota; Metazoa; Chordata; Actinopteri; Cyprinodontiformes; Rivulidae. Gene Ontology annotation, biological process: protein histidyl modification to diphthamide. The record is from RefSeq and is a predicted model, not a curated record.
UCCCGGUGUCUACGGUGAAACAUGGCGGUGUUUCAUGAUGAAGUGGAGAUCGAGGACUUCGAGUUUGACGAAGAAACGGAAACGUAUUCGUUCCCGUGUCCCUGCGGAGACCGAUUCCUCAUAACGAAAGAGGACCUUGAGAAUGGAGAGGAGGUGGCCACGUGUCCAAGCUGCUCACUCAUCGUCAGAGUCAUCUAUGAUAAGGAGCUGUUUAUGACUGGAGAAAUCAUCGAGGCUCCAUCAGAACCCAAACUGCAGCGGGCUCAGUCCUGAACCUCCACAGACGUUUGAAUUAACUUUAUUUAAACACAACCACACUCUCUUAAGUGGGAAAAACAACAUGCUUCAUGUCUGACUGCUGCUGAGAGCAGUGGUGCGUUCAAGUACAGCAGGGAAAUGUCAGGCUCUUAAGGAAGCUGCAGUGUGAAGGUCCAGCAGCUGGAGCCCGACAGGAAGCGGAGACGUCCAGAACUCCUCAGUCCAACAUCAGAAGCAACGUUUGAUGCACUGGAUCGGUUCAAAAGUUGUAAAACUGCUCAGCUUGUCUUCAUCGGAGCUGACUGGUACAUUUUAAUAUUGCUGACUCAUGUUCGUGUCAGCUGAGUUUGCAAAUAAAUUUAACGCUGGACACGUACCGCAUAUUUAACUUAUGCUGAUAAAAAAGGACAGAAUUAACGUUUAUGAAGUCAAAUGUUUAAAAACUCAGAGGAU